Molecule: messenger RNA, 1353 nt
Organism: Camelus dromedarius (Arabian camel)
Lineage: Eukaryota; Metazoa; Chordata; Mammalia; Artiodactyla; Camelidae
Gene: KLHDC1
Product: kelch domain containing 1
Exons: 14
Coding region: 76-1344 (422 amino acids)
Molecular function (GO): protein binding
Source: RefSeq, a predicted model, not a curated record
GCCGGGCGGGAGGAGAGGCCGCUCCGUGGGCAGGGGCUGCGGCGCGCCCAGCGGCCGGGCCCAGCGACGGCGCGGAUGGCGGACUCGCAGCUGUUCUGCGUGGCCGAGGAGCGCAGCGGCCACUGCGCCGUGGUGGACGGAAACUUCCUCUACGUGUGGGGGGGCUACGUGUCUAUUGAAGACAAUGAAGUGUAUUUGCCUAAUGAUGAGAUUUGGACCUAUGAUAUUGAUAGUGGGUUGUGGACCAUGCACCUCAUGGAAGGAGAGCUCCCUACCUCCAUGUCAGGAAGCUGCGGUGCCUGCAUUAAUGGAAAGCUGUACGUUUUUGGAGGAUAUGAUGACAAAGGAUACAGCAAUCGACUUUAUUUUGUUAAUCUGAGAGCAAGAGAUGGAACCUACGUUUGGGAAAAAAUCACCAGUUUUGAAGGUCAGCCACCCACACCACGUGAUAAACUUUCCUGCUGGGUAUAUGAAGACAGAUUAAUAUAUUUUGGUGGCUAUGGGUGUAGGAGACACAAUGAACUCCAAGACUGUUUUGAUGUUCAUGAUGCAUCUUGGGUACGUCCACCAGAACUAUUCAUAGCUCAGACUGGCUUCUGUAUGAGAGAAGAGCAGAUAUUCUGGGGAUGGCAUAAUGAUGUUCAUGUAUUUGAUACAAAGACACAGAAUUGGCUUCAACCAGAAAUUAAAGGUGGAGUUCCACCUCAGCCACGAGCCGCGCACACGUGUGCAGUUCUGGGAAACAAGGGCUAUAUCUUUGGCGGACGUGUUUUGCAAACUAGGAUGAAUGAUUUGCACUAUCUAAACUUAGAUACCUGGACCUGGUCUGGAAGGAUUCCUAUUAAUGGAGAAAAUCCCAAACACCGGUCAUGGCAUACUUUAACAGCAAUAGCCGAUGAUACGCUUUUCCUAUUUGGUGGACUAAGUGCUGACAAUACUCCAUUAAGUGAUGGUUGGAUUCAUAAUGUCAUAACAAACUGUUGGAAACAGCUUACACAUUUACCUAAAACAAAACCCAGGUUAUGGCACACAGCCUGUUUGGGAAAAGAAAAUGAAGUAAUGGUAUUUGGUGGGAGCAAAGAUGAUUUACUUUCUUUGGAUACAGGUCACUGUAAUGAUUUAUUGAUCUUUCAAACCCAGCCUUAUUCACUACUCAGGUCAUGCCUUGACUGCAUUGGUAAAAAUGCUAUAAUUUUAGAAAGUCAGAUAUCUCUAUUACCUCCUAAACUUCUCCAACAAGUACUCAAAAAAAUAACAUUUUGGACUGCAGCUAAUCACCGAGAAGAACAAAGAGCUCAAAAAGAAGAAAAAGAAAAGAAGUGUCAGUGGAUCAGUAGCGAUUAAGUUGUAAUG